UGCGGUUAGCAGUAGGGGUAGAAAGCGAGGGCAAAACCCGAUUAGAUAGGUCCAGUACAAGUCUCAUUCGGUGUAAUUUAGUAUCAGGAAGCUUGCAGGUUCUGAUUUGGUGAUUUAACCCUAACCUAAAUUACCUAAUUGAGGAAUUAUUUGCGUUGAAAGGCAAACAUUUCCGCCUGAGGUGGUUAUAAUGGCUACAAUGGAAGGACCACUGAAGACUUUGUUUGAGAACAAGGCCCUGAGCAAGCCAAAAAAGGAUGAUAAACGGCUCUCUGUGGAGCGCAUAUACCAGAAGAAGACACAGCUGGAACAUAUCUUGCUCCGGCCAGACACCUACAUCGGUUCUGUGGAACCCGUCACACAGCAAAUGUGGGUGUUUGAUGAAGCGAUAGGGAUGAACUGCAGGGACAUCACGUUUGUCCCUGGACUAUACAAGAUCUUUGAUGAGAUCCUGGUCAAUGCUGCAGAUAACAAGCAGAGAGACAGCAGCAUGAACUGUAUCAAGAUCACCAUUGACCCAGAGAACACCAGCAUCAGCAUCUGGAACAAUGGAAAGGGCAUUCCUGUGGUGGAGCACAAGGUAGAGAAAGUGUAUGUGCCGGCACUCAUCUUCGGCCAGCUGCUCACCUCCAGCAACUACGACGACGACCAGAAGAAGGUCACGGGUGGUCGUAAUGGAUAUGGUGCCAAGCUGUGCAACAUCUUCAGCACAAAGUUCACCGUGGAGACGGCAUGCAGGGAGUCCAAGCAGUGUUUUAAACAGACGUGGUACAACAACAUGAGUCGUGCAGGUGAGGCCAAAAUCAAGCCGUUCAGUGGUGAAGACUUCACAUGCAUCUCCUUCCAGCCUGAUUUGGCCAAAUUCAAGAUGGAGUCUCUGGACCGUGACACGGUGGCACUGCUGACGAGGCGUGCGUAUGACAUUGCUGGUGCCACCAAAGGUGUCAAGGUGGUUCUCAAUGGAACCAAAGUGCCUGUGAGUGGGUUUCGCAGCUAUGUAGACCUGUAUGUGAAGGACCGAACAGAUGAGAUGGGUUCUCCUCUUACUGUAGUCCAUGAGAUAGUCAACCCGCGUUGGGAGGUCUGUCUCACAAUGAGCGAGAAAGGCUUCCAGCAAGUCAGCUUUGUCAACAGCAUCGCCACCACCAAGGGUGGCAGACACUCAGACUAUGUUGCUGACCAGAUUGUGUCCAAGAUGAUUGAAGUGGUGAAGAAGAAGAACAAAGGUGGUGUAGUAGUCAAGCCCUUCCAGGUGAAGAACCAUAUGUGGCUAUUUGUAAACUGCCUGAUUGAGAACCCCAGCUUUGAUUCUCAGACCAAAGAGAACAUGACGCUGCAGCAGAAGAGCUUUGGCUCCACCUGUACGCUCAGUGAGAAGUUCAUCAAACAGGCAAACAGCUGUGGCAUCGUGGACAGCGUGAUGAACUGGGUGAAGUUUAAGGCUCAGACUCAGCUCAACAAGAAGUGCUCAGCUGUUAAACACUCCAAGAUCAAGGGCGUACCAAAACUGGACGAUGCCAACGAUGCUGGUGGUAAGAACUCCGCUGGCUGUACUCUGAUCCUUACCGAGGGAGACUCGGCCAAGACCCUGGCCGUGUCUGGACUUGGCGUGGUGGGUCGAGAUCGCUACGGCGUUUUCCCCUUGCGUGGAAAAAUGCUCAAUGUGCGGGAAGCCUCACACAAACAGAUCAUGGAGAACGCUGAGAUCAAUAGCAUCAUUAAGAUCCUGGGUCUGCAGUACAGGAAGAACUACAGUGAUCCUGAGUCUCUCAAGUCUCUGCGCUAUGGCAAGCUCAUGAUCAUGACAGAUCAGGAUCAGGAUGGCUCCCAUAUCAAAGGGCUGCUCAUCAACUUCAUCCACCACAACUGGCCCUCGCUGCUGCACCACAACUUCCUUGAGGAGUUCAUCACACCCAUAAUUAAGGCAUCGAAUAAGAAGCAGACACACUCCUUUUAUAGCAUCCCAGAGUUCACAGAGUGGAAAGAGAAGCAGAGCAGUCUGAAAUCAUGGAGGAUCAAGUACUACAAAGGUUUGGGUACCAGCACAGCCCAGGAGGCAAAAGAGUAUUUCUCGGACAUGGCGAGACAUCGCAUCCCGUUUAAAUACUCUGGAGCGGCCGAUGACGAGGCGAUCACCCUUGCCUUUAGUAAGAAGAAAGUGGAAGAGAGAAAGGAGUGGCUCACCAGCUUUAUGAUCAACAGGCGACAGCGCCGGGAGCAUAACCUGCCUGAGGAGUAUCUGUAUGGAAAGACGACUACAUCGCUCUCCUACCAUGACUUUGUCAACAAGGAGCUGGUGCUUUUCUCCAACUCGGACAAUGAGCGUUCUAUCCCAUGUCUGGUGGAUGGUCUGAAGCCAGGACAGAGGAAGGUACUGUUCUGCUGCCUGAAACGAAACGAUAAGCGUGAGGUGAAGGUGGCCCAGCUUGCUGGUUCUGUAGCAGAGAUGUCUGCUUAUCACCAUGGAGAGAUUUCACUUAUGAUGACCAUCGUUGGCCUGGCACAGAACUUUGUGGGCAGCAACAAUCUGAACCUGCUGCAACCUCUGGGGCAGUUUGGUACACGCCUUCACGGUGGCAAAGACUCUGCCAGCCCCAGAUACAUCUUCACCAUGCUUAGUCCUUUGGCUCGGCUCCUUUUCCCUGCUGUGGAUGACAACCUUCUGAAGUACAACUAUGAUGACAACAUGCGUGUUGAGCCAGAGUUUUAUGUUCCCAUCAUCCCACUUGUACUGGUCAAUGGCUCUGAUGGCAUUGGUACGGGUUGGGCCAGUCGAAUUCCUAACUAUGAUGUGCGUGAAAUUGUCAACAACGUCCACCGCAUGCUUGGUGGCCAGGAGCCUCUGCCCAUGUUGCCUAGUUAUAAGGGCUUUAAAGGUACCAUUGAGGAGCUGACAACUAACCAGUACAUGAACAGCGGUGAGGUGGCCAUUAUUGACUCCACCACCAUAGAGAUCUCAGAGUUGCCUGUGAAAACCUGGACUCAGACAUACAAGGAGAACGUGCUGGAGGUGAUGCUGAAUGGCUCUGAGAAGGUGCCCGCACUGAUCACAGAUUAUAAAGAGUACCACACGGACACCACCGUGCGCUUUGUGGUCAAAAUGACAGAGGAGAGGCUGCGGGAGACUGAGGCUGCAGGGUUGCACAAAGUCUUCAAACUCCAGAACCCACUCACCUGCAACUCCAUGGUGCUGUUUGACCAUGUGGGCAGUUUGAAGAAGUAUGAGACUGUGCAGGACGUCAUGAAGGACUUCUUUGAACUUCGUCUAAAGUAUUAUGUGCUGAGAAAGGACUGGCUGCUUGGUAUGCUGGGAGCCGAAAGCGCCAAGCUCUCCAACCAGGCACGUUUCAUUCUGGAGAAGAUCGAGGGAACACUCGUCAUUGAGAACAAGCCCAAGAAGGAGCUAAUUCGCAUGCUGCAGGAGAUGGGCUAUGACUCAGAUCCUGUUAAGGCCUGGAAAAAAUCUCAGGAGAAGGAUGUUUUGGAAGAAGAGGCAAUGGAUGACACUGAGGAGAAGGAGAAAGAGGAAGAGACAUCAGGACCUGACUAUAAUUAUCUUCUGAGCAUGCCCAUGUGGUUCCUCACUAAAGAGAAGAAAGAUGAACUGUGCAAGCAAAGAGAUGAAAAGAUGAAUGAGCUGAGUAUACUGAAGAGGAAGUCUCCUUCAGAUCUGUGGAAGGAGGAUCUCGCUGCAUUUACAGAGGAGCUGGAACGUGUGGAGCAGGCUGAGCGAGCUGCCCAGAGCUCAGUCACCCAGGUCAAGGUCAAAGGAGGCAGAUCCAAGGUGGUGAAGAUGAAGAAUGAGACCAUGCCCACCCCACAGGGCCGCCGUGUCAUUCCACGCAUCACCAGUGCUAUGAAGGACCAGGCUCUCAAAAAGGGGGGCGCCAAGAAGGGCAAACUCAAGUCUGAGAAAGAUGGCAGUGUGGUGAUUAAGAUGGAAUUUGGUGAUGAGGAGGCUGAAGCAGGAGAUUCUCCGGAGAUGGGACUCGCCGCUCGUCUGACCAAAAAAGUCAAGAAGGGACCCAAAGAGAAAGGUUCUAAGUCAGGGAAGCAGACUACAUUGAAGUUUAAACCAGUCAAGAAUCAUCUGUUGUCGUCUGAGGAGGAGAGCGAGGAAGAUGAUUUAGACAUGCCCACAAGUGCACGUGAUGCUGUGGCUCCCAAACAGCAGCGGGUCAGAAAAGCUAACGCUGAUGUUAAGUACUCUUUAUCUGAGAGUGAGGAUGAAGCUGGAAACUGGGAGAGUUUGGGCAAAAAGAAGGCUCAGGAACUUGAUGCCGAGGAUUUGUUUGUCCCAGAACCUAGUGCUCUAUCUGAGAGUGAGCAGGACUCACCCGCCCCACCUCCGAAAAAAACGGUGACACAAACAAAGAAAGACAAUUUGGACAAAGACGUGAAGAGCACGCUCACCUCUGAAAGCAGUGCUUCUAAACCUCCACCCAAGCCUAAAGAGAAAGCGGUGAAGAAAGCAGCUGAUGGCAUUGCAAAGAAACCAGCGGCGAAGAAGACGACCACGGUUCCCAAAAAGAAAGCAACUGUGACUGAUGUCAAGCAGCCAUCGAUCCUCGACGUGCUGUCCAAACCUUCCACCGCUAAAAAGAGCACGGCCAAAAAACAGGCCACAUCCAGUGAAUCUGACACUGCUGCCCCUGCACCAGCAGCCAAAAAGGCAGCCGUGCGUAAAAGGAAAGUGCUCACGAGCAGCGACGAUUCAGACAGCGACUCAGAUGAAGGAAACCUCAUGGCCCGCCUCAAAAGCAAAGCUGCAGGAAAGAAAAGUAAGCAAGGCGAUGACGACAGCUUUUCCCUGGAAUUGACUUCUUCUGCCGUGGCACCGAGAAGCAAAACGGCACGCAACACAAAACCAGUCAGAUACAUGCUGGACUCCGAUUCAGAGGAUGACUUUUAGCCUGUUUACCUUACCGUCAUGGUGCUAGAAUGAAGCCAAUGUUGUAUAUAUUUUAAAACUUGAAUUCAGUUUUAAUUCCUUCAUUAGCCUUUAAUGUUCACUCUUUAAACUUCUCAAAAGAAAUUCUGAUGUGGAAAUGUCGAAUCUAUUUGUUUGACUUGUAAAUAUUUUCUAUAUCUUUUUCUACUAAUUUUUUAAAAAAGAUAAAUAAACUUUAGCUAUGACCUCUGUUUCC
This is a messenger RNA of Tachysurus vachellii, 5147 nucleotides long. RefSeq names its product DNA topoisomerase II alpha (gene top2a). The record is from RefSeq and is a predicted model, not a curated record. Gene Ontology annotation, biological process: sister chromatid segregation; resolution of meiotic recombination intermediates; DNA topological change. The transcript has 35 exons. Gene Ontology annotation, cellular component: nucleus. NCBI's taxonomy places the organism in Eukaryota, Metazoa, Chordata, Actinopteri, Siluriformes, Bagridae. Gene Ontology annotation, molecular function: DNA topoisomerase type II (double strand cut, ATP-hydrolyzing) activity; ATP binding; DNA binding. The coding region runs from base 191 to 4912 and encodes 1573 amino acids.